UUGUACGGACUACAAUUCCCAGAAAACCAUGCGGCAAUGUGGUAGUCGUGUGUCGUCAGCCAGGCACCGGUGGCGUGGGUUUGUCUCGUCAGACUGAAAACCAUUUCUGCUGUCCAAACAACAGAAUAGUAACUAUCUGGUGAUCGGGUCAAAAUGACGGAGCGGAAAGGAACAGCGAAGUUGGACUUUUUGAGGAAGAUUGAGCUCGAAAUCCAGGAGAAAUGGGAGAAGGAGAGAGCAUUUGAGCAGGAUGCUCCCUCAACAAUUGGGGAAAGCACAAACAAAAACAAGUACUUUGUCACCUUCCCCUACCCUUACAUGAAUGGCCGAUUGCAUCUCGGGCAUACGUUCAGUUUGUCAAAGUGCGAGUUCGGUGUUGGUUAUCAGUCUCUGAAAGGGAAGAGAUGCCUCUUCCCGUUUGGGCUGCACUGCACAGGAAUGCCAAUAAAAGCCUGUGCAGACAAGCUGAAGAGAGAGAUGGAGCUCUAUGGAAACCCUCCGCAGUUUCCAGAUGAGGAGGAGGAAGAAGAGAAGGAGAAGCCAAAGACAUCUGAUGACAUCAUCAUCAAAGACAAAGCAAAGGGCAAGAAGAGUAAAGCAGUGGCCAAAUCUGGAUCCGCCACUUUCCAGUGGGACAUUAUGAGAUCUUUGGGCCUGAAUGACCAGGAGAUCGUUAGGUUUGCCAAUGCUGAGCACUGGCUGGAUUACUUCCCUCCUCUGGCUGUGAAAGACCUCAAACAGAUGGGUGUCAAGGUGGACUGGAGGCGUUCUUUCAUCACCACAGAUGUGAACCCCUUCUAUGACUCCUUCGUCAGGUGGCAGUUCAUCACACUAAAGGAGAGAAAAAAGAUCAUGUUUGGCAAAAGGUACACUAUCUACUCCCCCAAGGAUGGGCAGCCCUGCAUGGACCAUGACAGGCAGACAGGAGAGGGAGUCGGACCUCAAGAGUACACUCUCAUCAAGAUGAAGAUAGUUGAGCCGUACACCGCAAAAUUCAAGUCCAAAGUCUUUUACAGCAGCGGCAUGAAAGGUAAAAACAUCUUCCUGGUGGCCGCCACUCUGAGACCAGAAACCAUGUUCGGCCAGACCAACUGCUGGGUGAGACCCGACAUGAAGUACGUUGCCUUUGAGACAACCAGUGGGGACAUUUUCAUCUGCACCAGUAGGUCUGCCAGGAACAUGUCUUACCAGGGCUUCACCAAAGAGAAUGGAGUGGUGCCAGUGGUCAUGGAAAUCCUUGGACAGGAUAUCCUAGGCAGUGCGCUGAGUGCGCCUCUGACCUCCUAUAAGAUUAUCUACGCUCUGCCCAUGCUCACCAUCAAGGAGGACAAAGGUACUGGGGUGGUUACCAGCGUUCCUUCAGAUGCUCCUGAUGACAUCGCUGCUCUCAGGGACAUCAAGAAAAAACAGGCUCUCCGGGAGAAGUAUGGAAUUGAGGACAAGAUGGUGUUGCCCUUUGAGCCGGUCCCUAUCAUAGAGAUCCCCGGCUACGGGAACCUUUCUGCUCCUCUGGUGUGUGAUGAGCUGAAGAUCCAGAGCCAGAAUGACAGAGAGAAGUUGGUUGAGGCCAAGGAGAAAGUCUACCUGAAAGGAUUUUAUGAAGGGAUAAUGCUGGUUGAUGGCUACCAGGGGCAGAAGGUCCAGGAUGUCAAGAAGCCCAUCCAGAAGUUGAUGGUGGAGAGGGGUGAGGCCAUGAUCUACAUGGAGCCAGAAAAACAGGUGAUGUCACGUUCAGCAGAUGAGUGUGUCGUGGCUCUCUGUGACCAGUGGUAUUUGGACUAUGGGGAUGCUGAGUGGAAGCAGCAGGCCAAUGAAGCCCUCAAGUCUUUGGAAACAUUUUGUGAAGAGACCAGGAGAAACUUUGAGGCUACUCUGGCCUGGCUCCAGGAGCACGCCUGCUCUCGUACCUAUGGACUCGGAACACGGCUGCCUUGGGACGAGCAGUGGCUGAUUGAGUCACUAUCGGACUCCACCAUCUACAUGGCUUACUACACCGUGGCCCACCUUCUCCAGGGAGGCGUGCUCAACGGACAGGGAGCCUCACCACUGCGCAUCAAGCCAGAGCAAAUGACCAGAGAGGUUUGGGACUUUAUCUUCUUUAAAACGUCUCCUUUCCCCAAGACUGACAUCCCCAAAGAGCAUCUGCAGAGGCUGCGGAGGGAGUUUGAGUACUGGUACCCCGUGGACGUCCGUGUGUCGGGCAAAGACCUGGUCCCCAACCAUCUGUCUUAUUACUUGUACAACCACGUGGCGAUGUGGCCUAAAGACAAUGGGAAGUGGCCACAAGCAGUGCGAGCCAAUGGACAUCUGCUCCUCAACUCUGAAAAGAUGUCCAAAUCAACUGGAAAUUUCCUCACUCUCACCCAAGCCAUUGACAAGUUCUCAGCAGAUGGUAUGCGUCUGGCUCUUGCUGAUGCCGGCGAUACAGUGGAAGAUGCCAACUUCGUAGAAACCAUGGCUGAUGCCGGCAUCCUGCGCCUCUACACCUGGGUGGAGUGGGUGAAGGAGAUGAUCGCCAACCAGAACAACCUGAGGACCGGACCCGCCGACACCUUCAAUGACCGGGUCUUUGCCAGUGAGAUGAAUGCCGGCAUUUUGAAGACGGAGCAGCACUUCGACAGGAUGAUGUACAAGGAGGCUCUGAAGAGCGGCUUCUUCGAGUUCCAGGCAGCCAAGGAUAAGUACCGCGAGCUGGCUAUCGAGGGCAUGCACAGAGAGCUUGUCUUCCAAUUCAUAGAGAGACAAACUCUGCUGCUGGCGCCCAUCUGCCCACACCUGUGCGAAUACACCUGGGGACUGUUGGGCAAGACCAGCUCUCUGAUGAAGGCGUCGUGGCCCGUGGCAGGUCCAGUCGACGAGAUCCUGAUGCGUUCCUCUCAGUACCUGAUGGAGACUGCACACGAGCUCCGACUGAGACUCAAAGCUUACAUGCUUCCCCCCAAAAGCAAGAAAGGAGACUCUAAGCCCCCAGGCAAGCCCUCUCACUGCAACAUCUACGUAGCCAAGAGCUACCCUUCAUGGCAGCACAGUGCCUUAUCCCUGCUCGGCAAGCACUACAAGAGCAACAAUGGCGUCCUUCCUGACAACAAAGUGAUUGCAAGUGAGUUGGGAGCGCUGCCAGAACUGAAGAAAUACAUGAAGAGAGUCAUGCCUUUCGUGGCCAUGAUCAAGGAGAACCUGGAGAACAACGGCCCCCGGGUUUUGGAUCUGGAGCUGGAGUUUGAUGAGCGGGCAGUUCUGAUGGAGAACCUGGUCUACUUGACCAAUUCUCUGGAGUUGGAGCAGAUUGACGUCCUGUUUGCAUCCGAGGCUGACGAAAAAGUGAGGGAGGACUGUUGCCCUGGGAAACCGUUCUGCGUUUUCAGAUCUGAGCCCGGAGUGUGCGUGUCCCUGGUCAACCCUCAGCCGUGCAACGGCCUGUUCUCUACAAAGGUGGACGUCCGGCAGGGGGACAGCAGAGACAGCCUCGUGCGUAGACUGUCAAAGGUCAACAGACUCAUCAAAGACCUGUCCAGAGUGAAGUUGAUGAGGUAUGAGGACCCCACACACGGGGCACGCCGGGUGCCCGUCCUGGGACAGGAGGAACAGGGCAAACUGCCCAUCUCCAGCAAGUCUGUGUUCAGCAUCAAUCUGGAGGAGAAGAGGGUCACUCUGGCUGACAACGGCCUCACUGUGGACAUCGGGGACACUCUGGUUUAUCUGAUCCAUUAGAGCAGCAUUCACUCUCUCUCUCACACGCACACACACACACACACACACACACACACACACACACACACACACACACACACACACACACACACACACACACACACACACACACACACACACACACACACACACACACACAGGUGCUUGGUGGCACAGUCAGCAGUGAAUCAAGUUGUGAAAGGCUCAAACGCGUCAUGAAAUAUUAUAAUAAAAUGGAUCAUUUUGACACAAAUCCAAUCGAACACUGAGGUCUAUGUAUGUUUUACUAUUAAUAUUUCUGUACUGGCACCAUUUGCUACUAGCCGGAUUUUGUAAGCUCAUUUCAUUUGCUCUAUCAGAAUACGGUCUGGAUCCCCAUCCAUGGGAAAUGAUUUCCCACCGGCAGAAAUCUUGCCGGUCCAAUCAUUAUCUGAUAGUGGGCGGGGUAUAUGACAAUGGCGCGGAGAGAAGCGACUUUUGUAAACAACCAAGUCCGCCGCUGAUGAACGAGCAUUUGACUACAUGUACCUGAUAAUUUCACAUUUCUCCCACAAAAACUGCAAUGCUUUUUCACAGACAUUGAGGAAUCAUCAUCAUCACAGUCAUCUCCUCUCUGUACGCUCUCGUCUGUUGACAUGUUCGCGUCGCUCAACAGCCGUCACAUGAUUCGUUGCUCUCACUGGUUGUACGUCUAUCCAAUUUGGGUCCGGAGGCAUUUAGGUCUGCGUCCGUCGGUAACGCCACCAUCGAAAAUGGUGUUAAAUUUAUAUAUUAUCAGACACAAAUAAAUAAAAACCAAAUGGAUAACAUGUUACAAUAUGUGUCUAAGAUGUUAAAAGAAACAUAAACAAGCAUUUGAUGUUCAAAAAACUUAACUAUACAAUCCUAAAAUCAAAACGUGUCAUUGAUGCAUUACUGAGCUCUCACUCUUCUUUAUCUCGUCACUGCUGACUGCUACCUCGGGGAAUAUCUGAAUCUUACGGGACCUAUCUUCCUUUUUUACAACAACUCAUCCAGUUCUACUUUAAUAUCUGGGUUUGGUCUGAACAAAAACAAAGAUAGUUCAGGGUUUUUACAACCCUUUCCCACUGAUAAAAUUCGUUCUAAAACUAAAAUGUCCAAAAUAUCUCAACAAAACUUUUUGUUUCGGAAGUGCAGGAUUUGUGUUCUGUUCUUUUCUUUUCAUUGUCUGUUAAAGUCGAAGUUUCCUCCAUGGGCCAAUUUUACUAUUUGUAUAAUGAAGCAUUUGAUCAAUGCUCUUUUGAGCAAACACCCACCACCGUGUCCCAUGUUGUUGCUGACCAACCACUUAUUUUGAUGUCAAUACAUUGUGAGACUGCUCCUGCAUCCUCCUCACCGCCUGUUGUUUUCAUAUAGAUGGUAAUUUUUCUGUGGCGAUGUUUUUAUACAUCGAAGGUGAGGCUCAUCGUUACCCCCAUGUUUUGUCAGCCUGUCAGACGGCAUCCCUGUUUUACAGGCGUGGGUGGCAUAUGUCUGACUUGUGCUUUUCCAGAGAAAUAAUAAAUAUGCUGAUAUAUCCA
Scophthalmus maximus (turbot) is the source of this 5231-nucleotide messenger RNA. RefSeq names its product leucyl-tRNA synthetase 1b (gene lars1b). Gene Ontology annotation, molecular function: aminoacyl-tRNA deacylase activity; ATP binding; leucine-tRNA ligase activity. Gene Ontology annotation, biological process: leucyl-tRNA aminoacylation. Lineage: Eukaryota; Metazoa; Chordata; Actinopteri; Pleuronectiformes; Scophthalmidae. The record is from RefSeq and is a predicted model, not a curated record. The transcript has 32 exons. Bases 154 to 3711 code for a protein of 1185 amino acids.